Messenger RNA from Cotesia congregata, 1137 nucleotides. The record is from the annotation of a GenBank genome assembly. NCBI's taxonomy places the organism in Eukaryota, Metazoa, Arthropoda, Insecta, Hymenoptera, Braconidae.
AUGUUCGAGACGAAGUGGUCAGUUUUAAUGUUUAUUUCGAUCUUCUUUAAUAUUUCUGAUGCGAAAUUGAUCCUGAUUCAAGCAACAAUGCGUCAUGGAAAUCGAUAUCCUUCGGAGAGGGAUUAUGCUGUCACUUACUAUCCAAAUGAUCCAUAUAUCAAUUAUACCUGGGCACCUGCUGGACCAAUGAAACUGACAGAUAAAGGAAAGCAAAAUUCGUUAACAAUGGGUCAUUUUUUACAAGAAAGAUAUAAAGAAUUAAUCGAACCGGUUUAUGACAAAGACUCUGUUUAUUUUCGCGCUCUCUUUGAAGAAAGAACAAUUAAUACUGCGCGUUUGGUUGCGGUAGGUAUGUUUCCAAAUUCUCACGGUAACAUACAUUGGAACUCUAGUUUAGAAAAUAUAACAAUUACGAUUGACUCGGAAGAAAAAGAUAAAGAUUAUUUAAACUACGCAAAAUAUAUGUGUGAAAAUUAUUUAAUCGAUAGAAAAAAUUCGGAUGUUCAAGUACAAAAAAUGUUUAGUAUUUUUUCUGAUGUAAAAAAUUUUUAUAAUUAUUUAUCGGAACAUACUGGAAUUACUCACUUAAACGCUUAUCAAAGUUAUCUUCUUUACGGGCAAUUUGUUUCUGAGUCUAAUCUUGGCCUUGAGUUAGAGGAAUGGACAAAAUCUAUAUUUCCAAAUGGGAAACUUUUGGAGUUGAGCGCUGUUGAGUAUCUAUUACAAACGUGGACACCGCGUAUGAAACGACUUAUAGGUGGAGUUUGGAUAAAAAAUUUUUUGAACCGCACUCAAGAUUUAUUGAGCGGCAAAAAUAUCCAGAGAAAAGGGUACUUUUAUGUUUACAGCGAACAUCACGUGGCGGCGAUAUUAAACGCUUUAGAUAUUUAUGAGCCACACGUUCCGCAUUAUUUAAGUUCAGUGAUUUUUGAGCUGCAUGAAGUCGAUAAUAAAUAUUAUGUCAAGGUGGUUCAUAAAAAUGAAGAUAUAAUUAAAGAAGUUGUUAUCAAAGGUUGUGAAUCUUUGCUUUGUCCGCUUGAUACCUUCAAAAUGGUCUUGAAGGAUGUUAUUCUUGAAAAUUUUGAAGAAGAUUGUGGAAGAUUUGGACAUUUUUCUCAUCUUAAUGUGCAACAAUAA